Seminavis robusta is the source of this 1658-nucleotide messenger RNA. The record is from the annotation of a GenBank genome assembly. Lineage: Eukaryota; Bacillariophyta; Bacillariophyceae; Naviculales; Naviculaceae.
CCAUGGCAGGGAGUUAUCAAGUCCCAGUCGGAGGCCAGUACUUUCUUGAGGUUAUUGCCGUCUUUGUGAUGACUUUUUUUACGAUUUGAAGAAGCUAGUCAAUCCACCGAUAGUGUCGUUUGAUAAAACCACUGGAAGAAGAAGGGAUGCAAUGGAUCCACAGGGCAGCAGCGAUUGGGUCUCCAGCCCCACAUCUCCAACGGCCAAUCUACUGGGUUACGACUUCAGUAAAGUAUGCAUGGAAGACAAAUUCAACCACCGGCUGACAGCUAAGGAUGCCUCCAUCUGGGUAGACCAGGCCCUGGCACCGGUCCACACGGAAGCCUUCCGCAUGGAAAGUGCUAAGAAUGGGCAUGCUUGGAGAGGUUUCUGGUGGAACAAGAGUUGGAGAAGCACUAGAAGCCUUUCGCCCGUUUUCACGAGGUUCCAACUGGACCACUGUACAAAGCAUGUUUUCGAAAUGCAUGGAGGAAUAGUGCCAGAAGAUUGCAUUGCGCCUACAAGUCUGGAUCGAUUUCGAGACUAUGAAUUCCAUUGGUUGCCCUCCAACACAACAGUCACAUCUCCGACAGAAGACACGGAGUUCGAUGAUCGUGAAGUGGACGUCUCCAUGCUGCAACAGACGGAACCUACUGUGAUUUGCUUGGUUGGUCGUAGUCACUCUGCACACUUCAAAGCCACCGCUGACCGCAUGGGCAUUACUGCCGCCGCAACCAAUGUGACCUUUGAGUAUGUGGAUUCUGGAUACCCAGCAGAAGCUACUCCCAGGGCAGUCACACGCCAGAGCAUGAAAAAUGGCUUCAAAUGUAACAAGUUGAUAAUUGCGGUGGGGCAGUGGCCAGCGAGCUUUAUGGGAGGGAAACCAAUGCUUCUGAAUGAGUACUACAUUCAGUCAAAGAGAUGCUGAGAAAUCUGAGAGAAGAUGGCAGGACAAAAAGACAUGGAGGUGUACAUGAGAUCAAUCCACUACAACUCCAUGGGAUAUAAGCACUCUGCUUGUCCACCCAUCGAUUGGCGUAGCCCUCCCAUUAUCGAUGCUUACAAUUUUGUUAUAAAGAAGGUCUGUCAGGAUAUGGGCAUCCCUUUCUUGGACACGACAGUGCGCCUGAUUGGAGUCACUUGUCGGGUGCAGUAUCAAAGGCGGAAUUGUUGUACUUGGCAGCAGCAGCCUUGCGAAUUGACGACAACAAUAGGAAUGGCACAAUCUGGAAGCAUGACUCAAAGUGGAAGAAAAACCAGCUUUUAAGUUGAGGUACUUGCGGUAAUUUAUUGUUUUUACAAAAAAAAUGCAGAGAAAACCUUAUUUUUAACCCUAUAUUUACCGUAACUACCCUUCUAAGCUUGUGUUCCUGUGUGGAAGCCACGAAGCCACCAACCUGAAAGUCCAACGCAAAUAAGUUACCUUUCCCCAACACCGGUACAGUCGUAGCGGUACGUAGUGAAGUGAACCUCGAAGGAGCAUGAUUGUAUGUCUAGCAAAAAGUUUCUGAGGAAGAUCAAGAUAAUAUCAUUGUCCAAAAGUUGUUGCGACUCUUCUCUAGUUUUGGACACGAUGCAAAGAAUGAUACACACCAGUUACGGUGGAUUGUCUGUGUAUAAUAUAUUAUGCAGACUAGAUAGAUCUAAAUACAAUAUUAUUUAAAAAGGCUACUACAUGU